Polistes dominula (European paper wasp) is the source of this 631-nucleotide messenger RNA. RefSeq names its product basic helix-loop-helix ARNT-like protein cyc (gene cyc). Gene Ontology annotation, cellular component: nucleus; transcription regulator complex; cytoplasm. Lineage: Eukaryota; Metazoa; Arthropoda; Insecta; Hymenoptera; Vespidae. Gene Ontology annotation, molecular function: protein dimerization activity; DNA-binding transcription factor activity. The record is from RefSeq and is a predicted model, not a curated record. Gene Ontology annotation, biological process: regulation of DNA-templated transcription.
UUAUCGUCAAGGAGUCCACGUAGUCAGGGUUUGUCCAUACAUGYAUAUGUACACUGAUAGGAAACAUUAAACUGGUGUUGACGCCGCUGAAAUUCAUAUACCGCAUAAAAAAAGAUCGCACAAAAAAAAUKGCAUAGAAAAGGCCYCCUCUCAAAAACAGGCUCUACUUUACUUUAUAUGCCAAUACAUAUUAUUAUUAUUCGCUAUGUAUAUACAUAUAGUACAAUACAAAUAAUUGAAUGUCUAAAAUGGAUUAAAUUAAAAAWUAAUAAUAAUAAUAAGAAUAUAUUUCAGGGUGACCUUUUGGGUCAAAGUUGGUUCGACAUACUUCAUCCGAAAGACGUGGCCAAAGUAAAAGAGCAAUUAUCCUCGUCAGAUUUAAGUCCUAGAGAACGACUCAUUGAUGCGAAAACUAUGCUGCCAGUAAAAACCGACGUUCCGCAAGGAGUGUCCCGRCUUUGUCCUGGUGCAAGAAGAUCCUUCUUUUGUCGAAUGAAACGUAAGGUCGAAGGUGUUAGAUGCAACGAGUUGCAAGUCAAAGAAGAAGCCGAUACAACUACUGGUUGUCACAGACGAAAGAAACAACAAAAUGUCGGUUAGUUAUUAAUGUUUCACUCUGUUUUUUAUUUUC